AUGCUUUCUGAUUUGGGUGUUUUUCUUCCGGGCGUUUCUUGGGUUUACAGAUGUUCAAGGGUGCACUGGGGAUAUGGUGUUAAUGUUUGGUCAUGUUUUGCACGCCUAUGUACGUGCGGUUCGCCGACACUUUUAUUCCCCAUGUCUAUGAACGCGAUGAUCUUUUAUGUCGGUAGAUACACAAAAAUGGGGGUUUUUUUCUUGAUUCCCAAACUCGGCAUUAGUAGUAGUAUAGAAUACACACUCGAAAUCUUAUCAGAAGCCUUUUUGCAGUCCUGCCUUGGUAAGCUCUCAGAGCUCCAUUUGCCCCGUGCAUGUUGUGCUGUUUGA
Messenger RNA from Bipolaris oryzae ATCC 44560, 330 nucleotides. RefSeq lists its product as uncharacterized. The record is from RefSeq and is a predicted model, not a curated record. The transcript has a single exon. Bases 1 to 330 code for a protein of 109 amino acids. Lineage: Eukaryota; Fungi; Ascomycota; Dothideomycetes; Pleosporales; Pleosporaceae.